Molecule: messenger RNA, 354 nt
Organism: Epithele typhae
Lineage: Eukaryota; Fungi; Basidiomycota; Agaricomycetes; Polyporales; Epitheliaceae
Exons: 3
Coding region: 1-354 (117 amino acids)
Source: RefSeq, a predicted model, not a curated record
AUGUCUCUCCCACCGCCCAACACGAAGAACAACUUCCUCGUUCACAUCCUCGACUUGCCCGAUGCGUAUGCAGAACGCAUGAAGCACUCUCCGGUCCACAUGGAACAGAACGGGCCAAUUAUGGAGAGCGGCCGACUCGUUGCGGCGGGUGGCAUCCUUCAGAGCGGUGCGCGCUCGAGUGACGCCGACGCAUUGCAGAAGGUGGUCGGCUCGUGGAUGGUUGCCAGUGCCGAGACGGAGGAGGAAGUGUGGGAGCUCCUCCGAAAGGACAUCUACUACACGUCUGGCGAAGUGUGGGAUCACAAGAAGAUAACCGUAUCGGCUACGUUCGUGGCAAUUCCUAGCAAGGCCUAA